AUGAAGUUCACUACUGGCACCAUUGUAGCUUUCGCUGCCCUCAUGUCUACCGCAUCUGCCCAUCUUACCAUGUCUAAUCCCGCCCAGUGGCAAGUCGCCGAGUCUGCGAGUGGUGGUAACCAAUUUCCGCUCAAAGAGAGUGGUGAAGACUACCCUUGCCCUGGCGUUGCCCCCGCUGCUCCUGUAGCAACAUACACUCCGGGCCAAAAGGCAACUCUGCAGGUUGUAGGCAGUGCAACCCACGGUGGUGGUUCCGGCCAGAUGUCAAUCACCUACGACCCAAAGCCCAAUGCGAGCUCAAAGUUCGGUGUCAUGACUUCGUGGGAAGGUAACCACCCAGUUUCUGCCGCGGGCAACGGCACACCAGACCCAACCGCGAAGCUUCCUCCACUUACUUUCACCGUCCCGAAGGGUCUCCCUGCCGGACCUGCUGUGGUUGCUUGGACCUGGUUCAAUAAAGUCGGAAACAGAGAGAUGUACAUGCGCUGUGCAUCAGUCAUGAUUGGUGGUAGCGAGAAGUCAACUGCAGCAUUCGACGCCCUGCCAACUAUCUUGAGAGCCAACUCCGGUAACGGCUGCCUUGUGCCUGAGGGCAUCACCGCCAUCAAGUUCAAGAAUCCUGGUCCUGAGGUGUUCGGUACCGGUGUCACCCCCGUUGAGUGCGACAAAUCCCAGCCCGGCAAGGGGAAGAGGGACAUCCGUUUCUCGACCGCCCACAAGCACCGUCGUCAGGUCGAGGCUUAA
Messenger RNA from Morchella sextelata, 744 nucleotides. RefSeq lists its product as uncharacterized. The coding region runs from base 1 to 744 and encodes 247 amino acids. The transcript has 2 exons. The record is from RefSeq and is a predicted model, not a curated record. NCBI's taxonomy places the organism in Eukaryota, Fungi, Ascomycota, Pezizomycetes, Pezizales, Morchellaceae.